Pleuronectes platessa (European plaice) is the source of this 5756-nucleotide messenger RNA. RefSeq names its product laminin subunit beta-3. Gene Ontology annotation, biological process: axon guidance. Gene Ontology annotation, cellular component: basement membrane. The record is from RefSeq and is a predicted model, not a curated record. The transcript has 23 exons. Bases 175 to 3663 code for a protein of 1162 amino acids. NCBI's taxonomy places the organism in Eukaryota, Metazoa, Chordata, Actinopteri, Pleuronectiformes, Pleuronectidae.
GAGUGCAGGGUGUGGUAGUGAAGGGCGUGACUCUGACACAUACUGUAUCACACUGUCCAGGUGAGAAAGUGUUUAUAAAGCAGCAGCCAGGGAGCAACACACACUUAAAGAGAGGAAAUAACAGAGGUGAUAUAGUAGCGGCUGCCAGAUUCUUUCAUACAGGAGAAACACAGCAUGAUGAUACUUUUACUUCUAGCUGCCUUAGCUGCAGUAUCACAGGCCCAGACUGAUUGCUCUCGGGGGGCUUGUUACCCACCCAGCAAAAACCUUCUCUUGGGUAGGGCUCACCAGCUCCAAGCCUCCUCCACCUGUGGCCUCACCGGCUCCGAGGUCUACUGCUCCCCAUACCCACCGGGGAAGAUGAAGUGUUGUCCUUGUGACUCCAGGAACCCAAAUGGGCGGCAGGCCCACACUGUCCAGGAUGUCCUGUCCACCUCUGGACCAGAGAGAUGGUGGCAGUCCAGGAAAGACGUGACUCCAGUCACUCUUCAGUUGGACCUUGACAACCUGUUCCAGCUUGACAACCUGUUUCUCAACUUCAAGGGCCCUCGUCCCAGUGCCUUGGUUAUAGAGAGGACACUAGACAACGCCAGGACCUGGGCGCCCAGCCUCUACCUAGCUACAAAUUGUCAAAGGAGUUUUCCUGGCAUCCCCACAUCAACACCUCUUAAACUGGAUGAUACAUACUGCUACACACUGCCCCCUACUGAAGCAACCCCCUACCAAGACCACACAAUUGAGUUCAAUCCUCUGCGUCAGUAUGCUUAUGUCCCAGCUUCCAAGAGCCAAAAAAUUGAAGAUGUCACUGGGUUAACGGGGCUGAGAGUGAGGCUGACAGAGCUGGGUGAUGUGCCACGUCUCCCAGGCAGAGCUCUCAGUAGGUUUUAUGCCCUGAAGGAGAUGAGGGUGAUGGGCAGCUGUAUGUGCCAUGGACACGCCAACCGAUGUCUGCCAGAGGCCUAUAACAACCCACUGUCCAAUACCAUACAUGUGAAUCCUCAAUGUGACUGCCAACAUAACACAGCAGGAGUGAACUGUGAGCGUUGUGCUGAUCUCUACAACGAUCUACCCUGGAGACCUGCAGAGGAGGGAGACACUCAUGCCUGCAAACGCUGUGAGUGUAACAACCAUGCCCAGCGCUGUCGUUUUGACCAGGCAGUGUACGAUGCUAGUUGGCAGAGUAGUGGAGGUGUGUGUGAGGGUUGUAUGCACCACACUACAGGGCCAAAGUGUGACCAGUGUGCCCCAGGCUACCAACCCAAUCCCCGCAGCCGAAUUGACCGUCCUGACGCCUGCAUUCGCUGCAUCUGCAAUCCUGGGGGGACAGUGAACAGGGGCCAGUGUGACGACAGCACAGGCUUCUGUCAGUGUAAAGUGAAUGUCGAAGGUCCCCGCUGUGACCGCUGUAAAAGAGGCCACUAUGGUCUGAUCGACUCCAACACUCUGGGCUGCACCAAGUGUUCCUGUUCUUCUGACGGGUCCAUGUCAGACGUCUGUGACCCUCUGACUGGCCAGUGUCCCUGUCAUCCCCACUUCCAUGGCCUGACCUGUGAAGUCUGUUCAAAAGGCUACUGGAAACCAGUCAUGUCCGUACGCUGUAAACCCUGUGUCUGUGACCCCACCAGGUCAUACAGUGAUACUUGUGACCAGCUGACUGGUCAGUGCCAAUGCAAACCAGGGUUUGGAGGCCGAACAUGUACAGAGUGCCCAGAGAACACUUACGGAGACCCACUAAUAGGCUGCCAACCAUGUGGGUGUGAUACAGAUGGAACCCUUCCAGAGGUUUGUGAUAAGCAGACAGGAGCCUGUUUUUGUCGGCCGGGUGUCACCGCGACACGCUGUGACUCCUGCAGUCGGGGACACUGUGAUUCUUUCCCUGCCUGCGAGACGUGUCCCUCCUGCUUCUUCACACUGGAUGCAAAGAUGCAGAACCUCAGCUUAACUCUGGAGAGACUCUCCCCCAGCUUCACUGACACUGAUAUUGGGAAGUUCGAGCCGCGCAUCCGGACCCUGGAGGCCAGUCUGAAACUGAUCAAAGAAUCCAUCCUCCUUCCUCCAAAUAUUGUCAAACAGAUCGAUGAUGCUCGGUCCCAACUGGACAAGCUGGGGGACCAGGUGGACAACAUUAAUGAUGACCUCCCAACCGCAACAAGACCUGCUGGUCUGGAGUCAGAGCUGGCCAAGCUGCAGGCUCUGCUGGAUGGCCUCAGUGUGUUGUACAAAGCCAAGAAAGGUGCCACUGAUAGCACCACCAGUCCCAACAAUGCAGGAGCAUUUUCUGACAUCAAGAAAGCCUAUGAUGAGUCGACAGAUGCAGCCAAGAAGGUAGAUGCCAGCGGAAACACGGUGAAGGAGUCAGCUGACAAUAGAAAAGAAACUACAGAUCUUCAGGGCAACGUGCAACCAGAAAACACCCGAGAUCUGAACAAACUGAACCAGAGCAUGGCUGUCCAACCUAACCUCACUCCUGUUGCCAAACAGGUAUGCGGCAGUGUUCGCACUGAGCCCUGCACCCCUCUUCUAUGUGAGGGUGGAGACUUGUGUCCACGGUGGGGGACCCCAAUAUGUGUAAAGGGGAAAAAGUGUGUGGGCGCCCUGCCGCUGAGUAAGAGGGCAAAGGCUGAUUCUAAGGAUGUGAAGGAGCAACUGGAAAAGCUCUCUGUGAAUGUCACGGAGGCUACAGAGAAGCUUCAGGAAACACAGGACACAACCAAUCAGGUGAGACAGUCAGCAGAGAAGUUGUCCAAUAAGAUGAAGCGGACCAGAGAUGAGCUAGAUGAUGACUUAAAGGAGACACGUGACGUUGUGAAAGAACUCAAAGACUUCCUGUCAGACCCGUCCUCCAACCUGACCCACAUCAAGGAGGUGAGUGACUGGAUCCUGCAAGCCAAGUUGCCUAUCAAUGAGGCUGAUCUGAAGAGAAAGCUGGAGGAGCUGAAGAAUCUGACAGCCAUUCUUCCAGACAGCACAGCUGUGUUGAAGGACGCAGAGCCCCAGCUGGCGAAAGCCAGGAAACUGAUGCAGGAGGCCCAGGAUGCCAGGGACAAAGCUCUGGCAGUAAAUGCGGAUGUGGAUGGGCUGUUGGAAAAUUUGGGUUUGUUGGAGGGCUCUCUCUUUGGCCUGGAUGAAAAACUGCAGAACAAUAUGGAUCUCAUAGACAACCUGAACAGUACCCUGACUAAGGCCGAGAACAAGCUGACCCCAGCAGAGAAGGAUCUGGAUGAUGUAUCCACGUUGAUAAAACCAAUAAAACUUCAACUGGACGAGAUCAGCGACACGCUGCAGAAUGGGAGCCAGCAGGCCCAGUUAGCAAAGGCAAGUGCAGACCAAGCGGAAGAUGAAGCAGCUGCUGCAAAUAAGGACCUGUCGUCCUUAGAGGACCAGCUUGUCCAACUUAAAGACAAGGUUGCUGCCAGUGUGUCUGGUGGAAAUGCCGGGCCGGUGGGAGAUCGACUGGCAAAGCUACAGCAGGAUGCUGGAACCCUGGCCAACACCACUGCUGACAUGAUGAAUUCUCUAGAAGGUAAGGCAGAUUCCCUGAGGAGCCUUCACGAUCAGAUUGUUCAGAACUCAACCAUUCUCGAGGGACUUGAUGUCAAGCUGAAAGACCUGUUCUCACAACUACGAAAGAAAGCAGAUGACCUGAGCACCUGCCAGGGCUGAGAGUCAGCAAGCUGCAGUCAGAGCAGCAUGAACAGCUGCUGAGUUGCCUGCCUUUAACACUGCACAUCAACUCUAGCAGCCAAAGGAUUGUGGGAAAUCUGCGAUUGAAGGAGAUGGAGGGGUCAGAGAUAUAUAUGGCUACCGUAGUAAUUGUUGUCUGACUAUACAGGGGCUUGAAACUACAUUCUUGUGUAUUUAAAUAUCUUCUGAAAGUCUGUAUAAACAGUAGGGACAUUAAAAUAUCAUGCUGUUUCAUUUUCUUCACUUAUCUGGAAAAGUCACAGAUUCAAACUCUUGGCAGCUCUGCAAGAACCAACACAAACUAAAAAAAUAUUUUUAUUCAGCAGCUUUUCAUUCCAAUGUUCACUGUGACCAUUGUACCAUGAUUAUUUUAAUUUUAAUAACUAUUUUCUCUGUUGCAUUUGUUGUUUGUACAGACCCAAAGUAUUCCCAUAAAAGCCUGUUUACACUUUGAUUUGAUUCUUAAUGUUGUAUUGGAGAGGCCUGGAUGCUGCUGCAGCUCUUCAUUCAACACCAGGCAGGCUAGUUACUGCAUAUUUAUUGAGAAAACAAUACAAAAAAAACGUGUGUGUUACUACAUUUGUGAAUUCAUGACAUCACUAGCUUGUGGCACUUGAUAUGUUCAGUUUGUUAACAAAAGCAGCUUAUGUACAUAUAAAAGAGGCAGUGAACACCAGGUUAUUGGGUACACCACCACCUUAAAAUAAAGGUUUAACCUAAAAAAAAACAUUUCCCCUGCAUUGUCUCUGUGUUGAGUGGAAAUUGGAUUUAUGAUCCUUUGAUUGCAGUCUGUCGGAAUGUAAAUGCUAUUUUCAACCCCUCAUCCCAUGGCUAUCUGACUUGGUGGAUGUGUUGCUCAGGGUUCCUACAGGUUUUAACAAGUUAAAUUUAAGACUUUUUAAGACCUUUUUAAGACCACUUUGAAUAGAAUUUAAGACCUAUUUCACGGCCAUACUGGCAAAAAGUACGAAGGAAAAUUACUAUGAAAGAAGAAAUAAGUCCCAGAAUUACUUGCAAAGUAAAUGCAUUCCCGUUCAACGGAGAAGGAAUACCAAAUAUGAGUUCAAUAAACGAUUCUUUCAGCACAGAGAAAAAAGUAUGGGCCGAAAAAAUUGGCCAGAAAUUAAACAUCCCAACCCAACACUACAUAAACCUGCUGCCUAGGCCACAAUCUCCUUUUCAAUUGUCUCAAGCUCAGCCAACUUCUCCUUGCAGCUCCUACUAAGAAUAUUUAACUUGGAGUUAACCUCGGCCAUCUUGCUGCCAGCCUUGCCCUCAGCCGCUCGAACAACGGCGAGAUGGCAGGCGUUUGUUGUUGCUUUUUCACUUCUCUUGUGUUUCUCUGACUAGGCAUGCGAUUCUAAAGCCUUUACCCCCGAUGUUCCUAGUUUUACUGUUUACUUGCUAAAGGUGCAGAGGCCUUCAAAAUCAUUCCCCUCCACUGGUUUUAACCAUGCUUUAAACAUGCUUUUAUUCAACCAAGUUUUGUUGAACCUGCACUUCCACAUUAAGUUACAAAAGACGUCGACACACUAGUCGAAUUUUCGUCUCUUUUAGCUUGAUUGCCCUGCGCGUUUUCAAUUGCUAGACACUGAGUAUAAAGGCUGCCUAUCUGCAUCUCGGAGGUGCGCGCAGAGCACAGAAAGAGGAGCGCGCGCUGCAUCCUGCGGCGGGAGCGCGCAUUUAGCGGGGGUGCGCUCAGAGUAGCGCAAGCGGAGUGUAGUGCAGUAGUAAUCAACAUGUAGCGCGAGACAGAGAGGAAGAAGACAGCUGUCCGUCAGACAGAGACUGCUGUCUGUUUGUGCGUGUCCAUCCGCGAGAAACGUGAGUGGGCACUGUGUGUUAUUAGUAGUUUCAGAGUUCUUUAUUAGUUAACUUGCACUUCUAGGGCUGCUCGGUCAGCGCGAGUGCAGCGUUAUCGGUGGGUUCCUCGCUAAUAUGUAUAUACGGAUAGAUAAGGAUGUAUUUUGUUAAUAUAGAACCACACGUAUUCCCACCCAUAUCCUGCCUGCCUUUCAUAUGCAUAUGUUGUACUGUGCUGUUGCCAAAUUAAAGAACAUUAACUGAGAGAA